Molecule: messenger RNA, 1860 nt
Organism: Fusarium sp. VM40
Lineage: Eukaryota; Fungi; Ascomycota; Sordariomycetes; Hypocreales; Nectriaceae
Source: the annotation of a GenBank genome assembly
AUGAAGAGUAAAUGGUCGAUGAUCGCUUGCUUGACUAUUGGUGUCGCUGCAGCCAUCAGUCAUCACUUCCUCUACACUCAUCUCAAUGGUCGCGAAGCGAAGAACCAGCAAUGGUGGCUCCGUCUGGGUCAGUUGAUUUCCUUCAUCGCCAAUGCAAACUUUAUCCUAGCGGCGGUCAUGGCCCAUCAGCAGGUUGCAUGGCGAGCCGUCGGGCAGAAGGGAUUCUCCAUCCAUGCUGUCGACUCGCUCUUCGGAGCUACACAUAACCUUAUUGAGCUUUUCAACAGGGAAGCAUGGGCCAAGUCUUGGUUCGUCAUGUUUCUUGCCCUCUACAUGUGGUUCAGCCCUCUUGUUGUCAUCUUGACCUCGGCUCAAUUGUUUGUUGUGCCCGGUGAGAUGGUCGAAGACACGUUUUGUCCUUCUGUCCGCACGUUGAAUUUCAGCAACGAGGCGAAGGAGAGCUUCCAAACCCCAAAGAGAGCUGAGGGUGAGGUUAUGAACGGGCGAUCACUUUCCGGAUACAACUGGACGGCACCCGAUGGCAACCUCGCCGAGGACGCCAAGGAUAACGACAACAUCUUCGAAUACUACAAUGGCCCCUCAUCCUCACUUGAUCGCAUCGCCGCUGGUGUCUUCUCAAGUGGACAGACAACUCAAAAACCCAACAUGUCGAACGAGAUCUGUGGAGAAGGUUGGGACUGCUCAACAACGAUUCAUUUCGUCGGACCUGCAUACAAAUGUGAGGAGCUUGCUAAUGGUGUUGGAUCUGAGAUGAAGAGCUUCGGAGACGCCGAGGCUCCCUUCAACCUUAGUUACCUCGUGCCAGCUGCGAACUACACCUACCUCGCCAACACUGACCUCGGAGAGUACAUGCGACCACAGAUGGAGAACGUGUCCAUUGGUGGUAUACCCUCUGAAGAGGACGGCCCGAAUUUUCCAAAGAAUCUCGGCGUCUUCCGAACCGAGCCCGCUAUCUGGAUCGGUUACGCUGCAGUUGACGAUCAUACCAAGGAACAUGCGAAGGACAAGGAGAUGGACGGAUGGAACGACGACUACACCCCGAUCAUCUUUGCAUGCGAUCACUGGGAGGUUAACUACACAGUGACCUUCAACUUUACAGCCGGAAACCAGAAAUACGACAUUACGGAACGCGACUAUAAACAAAAGAUUAUUGACACUACCUGGACAAGCUGGACCAAUGAGUCCACUGAUGGUACAGCUGACGGGAACUACGCCGAACCAGAGGUUAACUACAUCAGCCCACGCAAUGACUACGCAAGAUACCGCCGCAUCGCCGCAUACCACAGUCUCGGGUUGCGACUCCGAGAAAAACUAUUUGGCAACGUCAAGGUCCAAGGCACGGUUCUAGCAGAUGGUGCCAUCACAACAACAAACCUGCUUGACCGACACGAGAGUUUGCCUGUGCACAACUUCCAGCAAGAAGUGCGACGAGUCUAUGAAGACCUUCUCAUCUCGCUGCUUUCCGACCCCCAGUUGCUUGCGGUUGCAUGGGCAUCAGACCCAUCUAAGUUGUCCGGCACCGGUAUUGGCGGUGAAGACACCAAUUACAAGUGUGAACGCCGCCGCAAAGCCAACUUCUUUGACUACGGUUGGCCCGUUCUUGCGGCUGUAUACCUUGUUUCCUUUGUGAUUGCAUCGAUCGGUGUGUACUUUGGCAUCGACGCUAUGACGAGCGAUGGUACUUAUGCUCAGCGUGUGAUGACGUUCUCUGCUAUUGCGGGAGCGACGAAGAAGGUCAGCGUGGACGAAGUUGACAGAAGAGAGACGAAGAUCAGGUGUUUCCCAUCUGAGGAACGUCCUGGAGAGCGCACUUAUGAGUUUAGGGCUGAGUUAGAAUGA